Phacochoerus africanus (Common warthog) is the source of this 1744-nucleotide messenger RNA. It is a transcript of the gene DCSTAMP, whose product is annotated as dendrocyte expressed seven transmembrane protein. Gene Ontology annotation, cellular component: membrane. NCBI's taxonomy places the organism in Eukaryota, Metazoa, Chordata, Mammalia, Artiodactyla, Suidae. The coding region runs from base 43 to 1506 and encodes 487 amino acids. The record is from RefSeq and is a predicted model, not a curated record. The transcript is spliced from 4 exons.
GCACUCAGAGAAGAACCAGAGAGGACCCUGGACACUGGGAGCAUGGGGGUCUGGACCUCAGGCACUGAUAUCUUGCUAAGUGUCUGGAGUAUGUAUGUGUCUCCAAGAAGCCCUGGAUGGAUGGACUUUACCCAACAUUUGGGAGUUUGUUGUUUAGUUGCUUUCAUUUCCAUGGGCCUCCUCUCUGGAGCCUUCUACUGGUUUCUGUCCUCAUUCAUAGUCUUCACCGCCUCCUGGAUGGUCACAUGUGCCCUGCUGUGCUGCUCCAAGCAUGCACGAUGCUUCAUUUUGCUUUUCUUCCUCUCAUGUGGCCUGCGUGAAGGCAGGAAUGCUCUGAUUACCACUGGCACGGGGAUAGUAAUCUUUGGACACAUAGAGAAUAUUUUUCACAACCUUAAAGGUCUCCUGGACAGUAUGACUUGCAACCUCAAGGCAAAGAGCUUUUCCAUCCAUUUUCCAUUUUUGAAAAAAUAUAUUGAAGCAAUCCGGUGGAUGUACGGCCUGGCCACUCACUUAAGUCUCUUUGAUGACCUUGUUUCUUGGAACCAGACCCUGGCGGUUUCUUUCUUCAGUCCCAGCCAAGCCCUGGAGGCACAGCUCAAUAACACUACAGACAAAGCCCUGGGUGUCUUAUACCAGAUAGUGAUGGCGACAGAGGUGGUAUCCUCCAUGGGGCAACAGCUACUUGCCCUCAUGGGGCUUCUGCUGGUGCUCCUGGGUACUGGUCUCUUCAUGAAGCGAUAUUUGGACCCUUGUGGUUGGAAGUUUGAGAACAUCUAUAUCACCAAACAAUUUGUUCGGUUUGACGAAAGGGAGAGGCAUGAACAGAGGCCCUGUGUCCUCCCGCUGAAUAAGCAGGAAAGGAAGAAGUACGUUGUCAUUCCGUCUUUCUGGCUGACUCCUAAAGACAAGAAAAACCUGGGGCUCUAUUUCCUCCCAGUACUUACCCAUCUCUGCAUCUGGGUGCUGUUUGCAGCCAUAGAUUAUCUGCUGUAUUGGCUCAUUUUCUCCGUGAGCAAACAUUUCCAAAGCUUGCCAGGGCUUGAGGUUCACCUGAAGCUGCACAGAGAGGCACAAGGAACUCAAGACAUCAUCCAUGAUUCUUCUUUUAAUAUAUCUCUGUUUGAACCUAACUGCAUCCCUAAACCAAAGCUCUUUCUGUCUAAGACCUGGAUUCCCCUCAGUAUUAUUCUUGUGAUACUAGUGAUGCUAGGACUCUUGUCCCCCUUCCUAAUGCAACUUAAAAUCCUGGUGUCAGCAUCCUUCUACCCAAGUGUGCAGCAGGAACGUGUCUUAUACCUACAUGCAAAGAUGUUGAAGAAAAGAACAAAGCAGCCAGUGGGAGGAGUCAAAAGGAAACAGUACUUUACAAAGAUUCAUUUCUGGCUUCCAGUCCUGAAAAUGAUUGGGAAGAAACAAAUGGACACAGCCAGGGAAGACAAUCCAUGGAAGGCCGCAGGCAGCACCUCGGCACACCGCACCAGCAGUUCUGCUCAGGUUGGCUGAUGGUGGUCAUUAUUCAUGCCCAGCAGGAGAUAACUGCUCUGCAUGGCCCUUCAGCAGUUUGAGUUUGCAGGGCCAAACUACGUUUUUCCACAAGGGCCAUAGGGCUACCAGGUAAAUGGUUAAGUUGUCUGUCUCACAAACAAGGCACUGAUUUGGACUGUGUCUCAGUGUAAUAGGAUUACAACCAGGCCCUUCGUGGAUGUGUCUCAGCACAGUGUAAUAUUCAAAGGAAAAACAG